AUGACAUCCCAACCCUCCGAUGCUAGACCAAACGAUAGGCCAGAAUCGGCCACGGCGGAGCAGAAUCAAUCAAGCACACUCACUGUUCUCUUGGUGGUCUCGGCUCUUACAAGCAUGUUCCUUGUUGCUCUUGACAGGACCAUUAUCUCGACGGCCGUACCCAAAAUUGCUGAUGAAUUCAACUCUCUCGCUGAUGUCGGCUGGUACGGAAGCGCAUACUUGUUGACGUGUUGCGCGUUCCAACUGUUGUUUGGAAAGCUUUACGCGUUGUACCCUAUAAGGGGCAUUUUCCUGGCCAGCAUCCUACUGUUCGAAGUUGGCUCUGUCAUCUGUGGAGCUGCUCCCAACUCAGUAGCCUUCAUAAUUGGAAGAGCAAUUUCGGGGGUUGGCGCCGCUGGUAUUUUUGCUGGAUCGAUUGUCUGCAUUGUGCACGCCGUUCCUCUACACAAACGUCCGAAAGUACAAGGCCUUUUUGGUGCACUUUUUGGCUUUUCAUCCAUUGUCGGCCCCUUGAUUGGCGGUGCCUUCACGUCGAAAGUGACAUGGAGAUGGUGCUUCUACAUCAAUCUGCCCUUUGGUGGAAUAGCGAUGAUCGUUAUUGCCUUCUGCCUUAAACCGCCGGCUCAGGAUACCAAGUCGACUCGCUGGACUGAGAAGCUCUCCCAAAUCGAUGCUCUUGGGAGUGCUUUUGUAAUACCGGCUGAGGUUUGCCUCUUGCUGGCACUUCAAUGGGGUGGUCAGACAUACGCGUGGAGCAAUGGACAUAUCAUAGCGUUGUUAACGCUCUCGGGGGUUUUUCUCAUGGCUUUUGUUGUUGUUCAAACGAUGCUUCCUACGACAGCAACACUACCUCCACGCAUCUUCAAGCAUCGGAGCAUCGUGGCGGGAUUCUGGCAAAGCAUCUGGGUCGGUUCUGUGAACUACAUAUUUGUGUACUUCCUCCCAAUUUGGUUUCAAUCCAUAAAGGGCGUGUCCGCUGUGCAAUCCGGUAUACGUCUUUUGCCUCUAAUGCUAUCAAUGGUUGUUGGAACGCUCUCCGGUGGGUUCACAACCUCGAAGAUUGGAUACUACACGCCGAUGGCCAUUGUAGGAACAAGUGUCAUGUCCGUUGGAGCGGGGCUUCUUACAACGCUGCAAGUUGACUCGGGCGAGGGAAAGUGGAUUGGGUAUCAGGUCCUCUACGGAAUCGGCUUGGGCUGGUGUUUUCAAGUACCGAACCUUGCUGCUCAGACUGUUCUACCAAAGAAGGACGUUUCAAUCGGGAUAGCACUGAUGAUGUUCGGCCAGCUCCUAAGUGGAGCGGUGUUUGUCGCUGUUGGCGAGAACGUACUGGCAAACCAGCUCAUAAAGAGACUUUCGGGAAUUUCAGGUAUUGAGCCGAGCCUUGUUACAUCUGGUGGCGCCACGUCCCUUCUUAGCUCGGUACCUGCAAGCCUACGAGGGGCGGUUCUGGUAGCCUACAACGAGGCCCUUCGAAAGGUUUUCCAAGUCGGGCUAAUUGUGGCAUGCCUUGCUGUCUUGGGUGCAGCUUCGUUGGAAUGGAGGAGCAUCCUUCAGAAGCCAAAGACAAAUGUGGAUGCUGAGACUAUGGACACAAACAAAGACGAGCGGGAAGGCUAA
Messenger RNA from Aplosporella prunicola CBS 121167, 1620 nucleotides. RefSeq lists its product as uncharacterized. Gene Ontology annotation, biological process: transmembrane transport. Gene Ontology annotation, molecular function: transmembrane transporter activity. The record is from RefSeq and is a predicted model, not a curated record. The coding region runs from base 1 to 1620 and encodes 539 amino acids. The transcript has 5 exons. Lineage: Eukaryota; Fungi; Ascomycota; Dothideomycetes; Botryosphaeriales; Aplosporellaceae.